This is a messenger RNA of Ictalurus punctatus (channel catfish), 902 nucleotides long. It is a transcript of the gene dctn5, whose product is annotated as dynactin 5. NCBI's taxonomy places the organism in Eukaryota, Metazoa, Chordata, Actinopteri, Siluriformes, Ictaluridae. The record is from RefSeq and is marked provisional.
GCUGAGUGAAAUUUUAUAUAACAAGGCUGAAUACAUCGAGACAGCGUCAGGCAAUAAAGUGAGCAGGCAGUCGGUUCUUUGUGGGAGCCAGAACAUUGUUCUGAAUGGAAAAACCAUAGUGAUGAAUGACUGCAUCAUCAGAGGAGAUCUGGCUAAUGUCAGAGUUGGCAGGCACUGCGUCAUCAAGAGCAGGAGUGUGAUCCGGCCACCGUUUAAAAAGUUCAGCAAGGGGGUGGCUUUCUUCCCCUUGCACAUCGGAGAUCACGUGUUCAUAGAGGAGGACUGUGUUGUAAAUGCGGCUCAGAUCGGCUCAUACGUUCACAUCGGGAAAAACUGCGUCAUCGGUCGGCGGUGUGUGUUGAAAGACUGCUGUAAAAUACUGGAUAACACGGUCCUGCCUCCGGAGACAGUCGUUCCUCCGUUUACAGUGUUCUCUGGGUGUCCAGGGUUAUUUACCGGAGAGCUGCCAGAGUGCACACAGGAGCUGAUGAUCGAUGUGACCAAGAGCUAUUAUCAGAAAUUCCUCCCACUAAGCCAAAUCUAACCACGGAUGAUUAGAUCUUCAAACCAGACUCUUUCUAUCUGUCAUUUCCUCCCUUCGCUGAAAUAUGAAGGAUGUUUCUAACUGAUACAGAUCUGUAUGUUUAUCUUUAGUCUAACUCCAUGAACACUGUGUUUUAUAUUUAAGCACUCUACAUGUAAGUGUGUGUGUGUAGACGGAACACAGACUGCGCAGGGAGGUCGAUUGUUUCCCUGAGCAGUGUGUAAAAGACUGAAGUCAGGAGGGGCAGAAGUUGAGGAGCGGUCUUUAUGAAAAGCGUGUAUUUAUUGUGUAGAUUCUGCAGCACAAAAUGUGUCUCUGUGAAAACACACCCUCGCUGAUUAUAACAGACAUCACAUGA